CCCUAUACCAGCCCCAUCACAGUCCUAUACCAGCCCCAUCACAGCCCUAUACCAGCCCCAUCACAGUCCUAUACCAGCCCUAUACCAGCCACAUCACAGCCCUAUACCAGCCCCAUCAUAGUCCUAUACCAGCCCCAUCACAGUCCUAUACCAGCCCCAUCACAGCCCUAUACCAGCCCCAUCAUAGUCCUAUACCAGCCCCAUCAUAGCCCUAUACCAGCCCCAUGGUGGGGUUGGCUCAAUCACAGCCCUAUACCAGCCCUAUACCAGCCCUAUACCAGCCCUAUACCAUCCCUAUACCAUCCCUAUACCAGCCCUAUACCAGCCCUAUACCAGCCCUAUACCAGCCCUAUACCAGCCCUAUACCAGCCCUAUACCAGCCCUAUACCAUCCCUAUACCAGCCCUAUACCAGCCCUAUACCAGCCCUAUACCAGCCCUAUACCAGCCCAAUACCAGCCCUAUACCAGCCCUAUACCAGCCCAAUACCAGCCCUAUACCAGCCCUAUACCAGCCCUAUACCAGCCCUAUACCAGCCCUAUACCAGCCCUACACCAUCCCUAUUCCAGCCCUAUACCAGCCCUAUACCAGCCCUAUACCAGCCCUAUACCAGCCCUACACCAUCCCUAUUCCAGCCCUAUACCAGCCCUAUACCAGCCCUAUACCAGUCCUAUACCAGCCCUAUACCAGCCCUAUACCAGCCCUAUACCAGCACUAUACCAGCCCUAUACCAGUCCUAUACCAGCCCUAUACCAUCCCUAUACCAGCCCUAUACCAGCCCUACACCAUCCCUAUACCAGCCCUAUACCAGCCCUAUACCAGCCCUAUACCAGUCCUAUACUAGCCCUAUACCAGCCCUAUACCAGCCCUAUACCAGCCCUAUACCAGCCCUAUACCAGCCCUACACCAGCCCCAUGGUGGGGUUGGCUCAAUCACUGUCCUAUACCAGCCCUACACCAGCCCUAUACCAGCCCUACACCAGCCCUAUACCAGCCCUAUACCAGCCCUACACCAUCCCUGUUCCAGCCCUAUACCAGCCCUAUACCAGCCCUAUAACAGCCCUAUACCAGCCCUAUACCAGCCCUAUACCAGCCCUACACCAGCCCCAUGGUGGGGUUGGCUCAAUCACAGUCCUAUACCAGCCCUAUACCAGUCCUAUACCAGCCCUAUACCAGCCCUAUACCAGCCCUAUACCAGCCCUAUACCAGCCCUAUACCAGUCCUAUACCAGUCCUAUACCAGCCCUAUACCAGUCCUAUACCAGCCCUAUACCAGUCCUAUACCAGCCCUAUACCAGCCUUCCAGCCCUAUACCCAGCCCUAUACCAGUCCUAUACCAGUCCUAUACCAGCCCUAUACCAGCCCUAUACCAGCCCUAUACCAGCCCUAUACCAGCCCUAUACCAGCCCUAUACCAGUCCUAUACCAGCCCUACACCAACCCUAUACCAGCCCUAUACCAGCCCUACACCAACCCUAUACCAGCCCUAUACCAGCCCUACACCAGCCCUAUACCAGCCCCAUCACAGCCCUAUACCAGCCCUAUACCAGUCCUAUACCAGCCCUAUACCAGCCCUAUACCAGCCCUAUACCAGCCCUACACCAGCCCCAUGGUGGGGUUGGCUCAAUCACAGUCCUAUACCAGCCCUAUACCAGCCCUAUACCAGCCCUAUACCAGUCCUAUACCAGCCCUAUACCAGCCCUAUACCAGCCCUAUACCAGCCCUAUACCAGUCCUAUACCAGUCCUAUACCAGCCCUAUACCAGUCCUAUACCAGCCCUAUACCAGUCCUAUACCAGCCCUAUACCAGCCCUAUACCAGCCCUAUACCAGCCCUAUACCAGUCCUAUACCAGUCCUAUACCAGCCCUAUACCAGCCCUAUACCAGCCCUAUACCAGCCCUAUACCAGCCCUAUACCAGCCCUAUACCAGCCCUAUACCAUCCCUAUACCAGCCCUAUACCAGCCCUAUACCAGCCCUAUACCAGCCCUAUACCAGUCCUAUACCAGUCCUAUACCAGCCCUAUACCAGCCCUAUACCAGCCCUAUACCAGCCCUAUACCAGCCCUACAUCAGCCCCAUGGUGGGGUUGGCUCAAUCACAGUCCUAUACCAGCCCUAUACCAGCCCUAUACCAGCCCUAUACCAGUCCUAUACCAGCCCUAUACCAGCCCUAUACCAGCCUUAUACCAGCCCUAUACCAGUCCUAUACCAGUCCUAUACCAGCCCUAUACCAGUCCUAUUACCAGCCCUAUACCAGUCCUAUACCAGCCCUAUACCAGCCCUAUACCAGCCCUAUACCAGCCUAUACCAGUCCUAUACCAGUCCUAUACCAGCCCUAUACCAGCCCAUACCAGCCCUAUACCAGCCCUAUACCAGCCCUAUACAGCCCUAUACCAGCCCUAUUUACCAUCCCUAUACCAGCCCUAUACCAGCCCUAUACCAGCCUAUACCAUCCCUAUACCAGUCCUAUACCAGUCCUAUACCAGCCUAUACAAGCCCUCUACCAGCCCUAUACUAGCCCUAUACCAGCCCUACACAAGCCUAUUACCAGCCUAUACCAGCCCUAUACCAUCCCUAUACAGCCUAUACCAUCCCUAUACCAGCCCUAUACCAGCCCUAUACCAGCCCUAUACCAGCCCUAUACCAGUCCUAUACCAGUCCUAUACCAGCCCUAUACCAGCCCUAUACCAGCCCUAUACUAGCCCUAUACCAGCCCUACACCAGCCCUAUACCAUCCCUAUACCAGCCCUAUACCAUCCCUAUACCAGCCCUAUACCAUCCCUAUACCAGCCCUAUACCAGCCCUACACCAGCCCUAUACCAUCCCUAUACCAGCCCUAUACCAUCCCUAUACCAGCCCUAUACCAUCCCUAUACCAGCCCUAUACCAUCCCUAUACCAGUCCUAUACCAGUCCUAUACCAGCCCUAUACCAGCCCUAUACCAGCCCUAUACCAGCCCUAUACCAGCCCUACACCAGCCCCAUG
Molecule: messenger RNA, 2978 nt
Organism: Coregonus sp. 'balchen'
Lineage: Eukaryota; Metazoa; Chordata; Actinopteri; Salmoniformes; Salmonidae
Source: the annotation of a GenBank genome assembly